Verticillium dahliae VdLs.17 is the source of this 2853-nucleotide messenger RNA. Its product is annotated as cell division control protein. The record is from RefSeq and is a predicted model, not a curated record. Gene Ontology annotation, cellular component: cytoplasmic side of plasma membrane; cytoplasm; plasma membrane. Bases 1 to 2853 code for a protein of 950 amino acids. Gene Ontology annotation, biological process: cytoskeleton organization. Gene Ontology annotation, molecular function: protein binding; phospholipid binding. The transcript is spliced from 7 exons. NCBI's taxonomy places the organism in Eukaryota, Fungi, Ascomycota, Sordariomycetes, Glomerellales, Plectosphaerellaceae.
AUGAACGAUUACAUGACUUGUCUUUCCGAAUACAACAAGCCCGAAAAGUACUCCGAAGACACGGUCGCAUUAAACCCACUGCACGACAUGCCAGCAGCUUCGGUGGACAGACCGGCUGUGUCUCUGUCCUUUGCCAACAAUUUCUGGGGAAAGGAGGAUGCCGGAGUCCAACCUCUCCUCGAGCGCAUGCUCGCAGCGAAGCAGACUUCUGACGAACUAAAAGCAUUCUACAGCGUACGAGCGUCGAUUGAAGAAGAUUACGCUCGGAAAUUGCUAUCACUGUGUCGCAAACCGCUCGGCUCCCUAGAGACGGGUAGCCUCAGAACGUCACUCGACACUUUGCGGGGGGAGGUCGAGGCCAUGGCCAAACAGCAUCAGAAUAAUGCUGCACAGAUGAAGAGCGAACUGGAAGAACCGCUUGGUGCUUUUGCUGGGGGGAUGAAGGAGAGGAGGAAGAUCGUGCAGAACGGUAUCGAAAAGCUGCUGAAGACGAAGAUUCAGCAGACGCAGCACGUAAACAAGACACGAGAUCGUUACGAACAGGAAUGCCUGAAGAUCAAAGGUUAUCUUGCUCAGGGACAUAUGGUCAUGGGCCAGGAGGAGCGUAAAAACAAAGCUAAACUUGAGAAAACACAGAUUUCGGUUGCAACAUCCAACACGGAAUACGAGCAUGCGGUCAAGGCGCUUGAGGAUACGACGGCUCGUUGGAACCGAGAAUGGAAAGCUGCCGCGGACAAAUUCCAGGAUCUUGAGGAAGAGCGCCUCGACUUCACCAAAAGCAGCCUUUGGCAGUUUGCCAAUAUUGCAUCCACAGUAUGCGUCAGCGAUGAUGCUUCAUGCGAGAAGAUCCGUCUGUCUCUGGAGAAGAUGGACGUUGAGAAAGACAUAAUUACCUUCAUCAAUGACCGGGGCACAGGCCAGGAGAUUCCAGACCCUCCGAAAUAUAUCAACUUCUGUAGAGGAGACGCCACCGACACGCAGUCCGAAGCGUCAGAGGACGAAAAUUACUCGGUAGCACAGUUCCCCAGGAGCAUUAACCCUGCAUUCAGAUCCUCAUCACCACAGCCGUCAACUUACGAGUCUCACCACGACCCGAAUUCACACCUCGCCCAGAAUCUCGGCCACAGAGAGCCACAACAAACACCAGGACGCGACAGCGGGCUUGCCGCACGAGGGACGCCCCAAGUCUCGAGCGGUGUGCGACACGGUCAGAUUGACGCAUCCCAAACUCAUCAUCAGCCGCCGCAGCACCGACUUCCUCACGAUACGACCCAGCAUGGACCCUUGGCGGCAGUACCACACGACCCCUAUCCACUUGAUGGCAUGACUAUGCUCUGUCGCACAGGUCCACCCUCGGAGCGCAGUUCUCAUCCUGCUUCAGCUCGGCCCUCCAGCCGAGACUCACAUAGCGAGUAUAGCUACCCUACGUCGCUAUCGAGCCAAGAACCCCCCAGUGGUAAAGCAUCCCCGAGCAAACAAGAACAGGUACCACUAGAGGCGGCACCGGAGCGUCGAGUCUUCAAGAAGAGAAGCGGCUUUUUUCAGAACCACAGCCCAUUCCGGCGCAAAAGCACCAAAGAAGCAGCGCAGUCGUCUUCCAUCAGAAAUACUUGGCAUUCUGCAUCUCACAGCGGCCAAGCCAGUCCCAAUCGGCGUCCGCAAAUUUACUCGAAGGAGACGUCUACGAUACUCUCAGAUCGUGCAACGAACAGUCCUGAGCCCAUCGAUGCGAAUGCUAGCCUGGCACUAAACGUAGGCCAGAACGUGUUCUCCGUCACAACCCCGGAUAUGGAAAAACGGAUGGCAAACAACCCGAAGGCCACUCCCGAAGAAAAUGAUCCGAUUGCGUUGGCACUUGCUGAGUUAAAAGGCGUCGGCGCAGACAAGCAAGCAACCGUCAGGGUGUCUGCCGACCGCUACCACGGCAUCGCUACGCCUGCCCCCAGCUCGCAGCAGUCCUUUGCCAGAUCGGUCCCACCGCUGGCUAGUAGCAGCGCUGCAACCACCGGCCUGAGAGGCACACCCCCACCCUCAUAUGACCAACAAGUACAAAGACUGGGUGUUCCUCCUGCUGCUGUCACUGCCAGGGCUAUGAAGGAAACAUCUCAGAAGUUCACUGAACAAGCACGCUCGGUGUUCGGCUCAGACAGUCGACCAGGCUCGAGCGGGUUUACAGGCAAUUCGACAGCACGCACUACAACCAGGGGGCGUGAGGUGCCCAGGGCUAUGUCUCCAGCGCCGCCUCGAAGUGUAUCUCCGAGACCCGAUAUGUCCAGUAGUGUACGAAGUGCCCAUCGCACUGCUUCACCAAAUCCUCGCCUGGCCAGCCAGCACGAUCUGGGAGCUGGACCAGCCAGGCCUCAGGAUCAAGACUACUACCGACAAGGCUCUCCAAACGGUGUGGCGAGAUCGGCGUCCCCGGCACCGUUUCGCGAGUAUACAAGGUCUAAUAGCGGUCCGGCGCAGGUUGACAUGUCCGUUCAAUUGGCGCCGCUCGGAGAUGAGAACCAUGGAUCACAGCGAGGUCGGAAUGGAGGCCGGCCAGGGACAAGCUCUAGCAAUCGUGCUAUGGGACUUUACGAUGGUGGAGGACCCGCGCAAAGCGGUUCGCGUCAGCGAAGCAAGAGUGUUGCUGAUCCUUCGCGCCAGUACACUCGAGAUGGCCGUGCCAUUCUUCACUUUGCGAGGGCAAUGUACAUGUACCAGGCGGCCAUUCCAGAAGAGCUUGGCUUUUCUAAAGGCGACAUGAUGGCUGUGCUCAGGCACCAAGAUGAUGGUUGGUGGGAAGCAGAGGUACAUGGCGGUAAUGGACGUGUUGGUCUUGUACCUAGUAACUACCUCCAAGCCUGCUGA